AACAUGUCCCGCUCACUGCACAUUUUUUCCCACCGAAAAUGCCAAAAUAACCCUCUCCUAACCUCCCGUUACUCUGUUAGCGACAUGUAAACAAAGGGGGCGCGCCAGAUGUCAUGUCACCGCCGUCAGUAUGCGCACACUGCCAGUGCCAGCUAAAGCAGAAAACGUGUUGUACUUACAGUACCUGCACAGAGAAGACCCUUACAGUUCAGAGUGAAGGAUGGCAAGAAGCAGUUGGAGAAUGACCUCUGGUCCCCAUUGGCUGCUUCUCCUGUCAAUCACCUUUGGGGCAUGGUCAGUGCCCAUUGACCGCAAUGCAGUUCCCCAGGAAGCCCAUCCCCCGCCGGAGGGGAAACAGGAAGAGAAUUUGGAUACCGGCCUGUUCUAUGACAGGUACCUGAGGGAGGUGGUCGAGGUGCUGGAGACCGACCCUCUGUUCAGGGAGAAACUGCAGGCCGCGAACACGGAGGACAUAGAGAAGGGUAGGCUCGGUAAGGAGCUGGACCUGGUCGGCCACCAUGUCAGGACCCGUCUGGACGAGCUGAAGAGACAGGAAGUGGCACGCCUCAGGAUGCUGCUGAAGGCCAAACUGGACAGUACCAACACAGAGACUCUGCAGAUAGACCACGCCGCUCUGCUGAAGCAGUUCGAGCACCUGGACCCCCACAACCAGAACACCUUUGAGUCCGCAGACCUGGAGCUGCUCAUCGCUACGGCUGCCAAGGACCUGCGGAACUAUGACCUGGAGCGUCACGAGGAGUUCAAGCGCUACGAGAUGCUGAAGGAGCACGAGAGGAGGGAGCACCUCCGCGGCCUGGACCAGGAGGAGCAGGAGAGGGAGGAGCAGAGGCUGCAGCGGCUGAGCGAGAAACACAGGCAGCACCCCAAAGUCUACGCUCCGGGCAGUGUAGCACAGCUCCGGGAGGUGUGGAGAGAAACCGAUGGUCUAGACCCUCAGGAGUUCGACCCCAGAACCUUCUUCAGCCUUCACGAUACUAAUGGAGACGGUAGCCUGGAUGAGCAGGAGCUUGAAGCUUUGUUCACUAAAGAGCUUGAGAAAGUGUAUGACCCCCGGAAUGAAGAGGAUGAUAUGAUAGAGAUGGAGGAAGAGCGACUGAGGAUGAGAGAACACGUCAUGAAGAAUGUGGAUGUGAAUCAGGAUCGGCUCGUCAGCCUAGAUGAGUUUCUGAGAUCGACGCAGAAGAGAGAGUUUGGCAGCCCUGAAGAGUGGAAGACCCUGGAUGACUCAAAGCCUGUGUAUACAGAGGCGGAGCUCCAGCAGUUUGAGGCGGAGCUUCAAGAGAAGGAGGCGGAGCUGGCCCAGAGGGCGGAGUCUCUACGGCAGGAAGAGGAACUUCUGAAGCAGUGGGGCACGGCGCUGGAGGCUCAGAGGAAAGAGUACCAGCAGGCGGUGAAGGACAUGUCUCAGAGAAACCAGCAGUCAGUGGAUGGGCAGCCCCUGCCGGGUCCUAACGGGGAACUCCAGUUUCAACAGGAGAUGAAAAACCUGGAAGAACAGGGAGCAAAUGCCACCGUUUCUCAGAAUUUUCCUGGAGAAGAACGGAUGAACACCUCUAUUGAGCCCACACAGAACCUUCCACUACACACGUCCUAACACCCUACCGUAUUCACUCCAUCCCUACACACGUCCUAACACCCUACCGUAUUCACUCCAUCCCUACACACGUCCUAACACCCUACCGUAUUCACUCCAUCCCAACGCACCUCCAGACCCCCCCUCACUCUCACUCCAUCUCAACACACCUCCAGACCCCCACCCUCACUCUCACUCCAUCCCAACACACCUCCAGACACCACCCUCACUCUCACUCCAUCCCUACACACCUCCAGACCCCCCCCCGCCACUCUCACUCCAUCCCUACACACAUCCUAACACCCUACCGUAUUCACUCCCGCCCUCACUGUCACUCCAUCCCAACACACCUCCAGACCCCCCCCCCACUCUCACUCCAUCCCAACACACCUCCAGACCCCCCCCCACUCUCACUCCAUCCCAACACACCUCCAGACCCCCACCCUCACUCUCACUCCAUCCCUACACACCUCCAGACACCCCAUCAGGGUCUGCUGCUUUUCACUGCUACUCAGCAGUUAAUGCAUUUCUGUUCAAAUUUAGCUAUUUGGCAGACACUUAUCUGAGUGACUUACAAUAGUCUUAAUACAGAUUUAGGCUGCAAACAGUGCUGCUUCCGGAUCCUCAGUGUCACAGCCUAUAAUAGUGGACAGUACAUAGUCUUACAACAUACAGUUAUUUAUAUAGUGGGUGCAAAACCGAAUUGACAAUGCACAAUUUAUCGCACCACUCUCUGUUAGGCAGGGGGCAGUAAGCCCCUUUAGGGAGAGGACAGUACUGCUCUUUAGGGAAACGAGAGUAAUCUCCUUUAGAUAGGGCACAGUACUUCCCUUUAGGUAGGGCACAGUAAGCCCCCUUAGGUAGGGGAGAGUAAGCCCCUUUAGGGAAGGGACAGUAAUCCCAUUAAGGUAAGGGACAGUAAUCCCCUUCAGGGAGGGGACAGUAAGGCCCUUUAGGUAAGGGACAGUAAGCCCCUUUAGGUAGGGGACAGUAAUCCCCUUUAGGGAAGGGACAGUAAUCCCCUUCAGGGAGGGGACAGUAAGGCCCUUUAGGGAAGAGACAGUAAUCCCCUUUAGGGAAGGGACAGUAAUUCCCUUCAGGGAGGGGACAGUAAGGCCCUUUAAGUAGGGGACAGUAAGCCCCUUUAGGUAGGGGACAGUAAGCCCCUUUAGGCAGGGGACAGUAAGCCCCUUUAGGUAGGGGACAGUAAUACAGUUUAGGGUGGGGGCAGUCAGUAGACUGAGGGUUGAAGGGUCUGGCAGGAGUGUAGGUUUUGAUAACAGACUGCAGGUAUGAGGGUGUUGUUCCCCUUGCUGCAACAGUUUGUAUUUAAACCUCCCCCUGUCUGCAAUUGGUUCAUCCAAAUAUCACAUGGUUGUUUGCAUUACGGUUGACCAGCCAGGGGCGGAGUCCAACUUUUUUUUCUGGUUUAUUUCAUCAUUGAACUGUCCUGUGAGAGCAUUGUCUUGGUUCUGGGAGCACUGUCAUGGUUGGUUGAGCGAAUGUGUCGCUCUCCACACUGUUGCUCAGUUACAACUGGAUAACCGAAGCUUUGAUACCAAUUGCUCGGUCAAGCAUAUCAAAACUAAUUUCACACAUAAUCACACAAAAAUCAUUUAUCUAGUUGAUAGAGACUUCAGGAUGGGAAUGAAUAAUUGUGGCUGUUGUAGUUACAAAAAUGAUCGGUUUGGAACUCCGCGGAGAUUACACCUUCAACAUAUUUUCAGCUUUUCACUGAAAUUGUGACUGUGAACUUGUUUUGCACAGUUUAAUGCUUUUCUCAUUCUGCCUGUAAUACGCCUUGAUACAUGUUUCCCUUAGCCUAUAUAUCAUCCAUCCAUUCAUUAUCUAACCCGCUUAUCUUGGUCAUGGUCUAGGGAGGUGCCGAAGCCUAUCCCAGCAUGCAUUGGGCGAGAGGCAGGAAUACACCCUGGACAUUUUGCCAGUCUAUCGCAAGGCACACACACAAUUCACUCACACACUCGUACCUGGGGGAAAUUUAGACUAUUAACCUAACCAGCAUGUCUUUGGCCUGUGGGGGGAAACCAGAGUACCCAGAGGAAACCCACACGGACACGGGAAGAACAUGCAAACUCCACGCAGAAAGGCCCCGGCCGGGAUUUGAACUCAGUACCUUCUUACUGUGAGGCAGGAGUGCUACGGCAGUGUAGUAUAGUGGGUAAGGAGUUGGUCACAAGUUCGAUUCCCCGGUGGGACACUGCUGUUGUACUUUUGAGCAAGGUACUUAACCUGAAUUGCUUCAGUAUAUAUUCAGCUGUAUAAUUGGAUGCAGUGUAAAUGCUAUGUAAAAGUUGUGUAAGUCGCACUGUGUAAGAGCGUCUGCUAAAAAUGCCUGUAAUGUAAUGUAAUGUUUCAUAACGUUUAUGAAAUUAGGUCCCGGUGGGUGCAGAAAUGGAAGCUGUAAUGCUGGGAGUUGGUUUUGAGCAUACUUACCACGGUGUUCACGGACGUGUCUGCCGGUGGUUCAUUUUCGAAAAAGUCGUUUCGUUUGGAGUGUGCUGCCUACUUAACACCUGACUCUGCGAGUUACUGACUCCGCACUGGGAGUUCUUUCCGCCCCUCGUUCUCUCUGUCCCUCACACUUCCUCCCUCCCUCCCUCCCUCUCUCUCACAGGCAGGUCGGCACACUCGUUCAUUUCUGAGGUGUUACGUUUUUGGGCCUAAUAAAGGAUUCGGGUUUGAACAGA
Molecule: messenger RNA, 4302 nt
Organism: Anguilla anguilla (European eel)
Lineage: Eukaryota; Metazoa; Chordata; Actinopteri; Anguilliformes; Anguillidae
Gene: nucb1
Product: nucleobindin 1
Exons: 13
Coding region: 221-1615 (464 amino acids)
Cellular component (GO): endoplasmic reticulum-Golgi intermediate compartment; extracellular exosome
Molecular function (GO): calcium ion binding
Source: RefSeq, a predicted model, not a curated record